Molecule: messenger RNA, 1742 nt
Organism: Patiria miniata (bat star)
Lineage: Eukaryota; Metazoa; Echinodermata; Asteroidea; Valvatida; Asterinidae
Product: BTB/POZ domain-containing protein 17-like
Exons: 2
Coding region: 14-1672 (552 amino acids)
Molecular function (GO): protein binding
Source: RefSeq, a predicted model, not a curated record
CACUUCAUUUGUGAUGGCAUUAUUUGAUAAUCAUUUGAUGAGGGCUCUAUUAUUGCGCCAACAUCACUAUGGUCACUGGCUGGAUUUAGAUGGAGACACAGCUGCUGAGAUACUUGAGCCCAUGCAGUACUUGCAGUACUUGCAUUACAACAACGUAAGGAACAGCCGUCUCGAAGAAGAUGAUGAUUCAUCUGAAGAUACGGACCAGGAAGAUGAUUUCAACCCAGCAACUCAUCUCUGCCAACAGCUGGCAAGUUACUUCAACAAUUCCAAGUUCAGUGACAUCACGCUGAAGGUAAGAGGGAACACCUUCCGAGCACAUAAGUUGGUCCUUUGCACGUGGAGUGAUGCAUUUCAGGAGAUGUUUGUUGGUUCUAAGAGAAGAACGACAUCCGAAGGGUCUAUAACUGAUGAGGGAGCUAGCGGUGAAGUUCAGUUUGAGGAAUGUACCUUGGCAGAGUCUGAAGAGUGUUCCAAAGUCUUCGGUGACUUCCUGAAGUUCAUGUACACAGAGACUGUGGAGUUGACCGACAACAAUGUGUAUCCAGUCUUUGAGCUUGCCAAGAAGUACAAGGUUCAAGGACUGUGUGAUGUCUGCCAGGAAUUUCUGGUGGAGAAAGUGUCUUAUGACAAAAUGGCAGCCCUUAAGACUUUGAGCAAAGCCGAAGAGUGCGGGAUGACCAAGUUGUACAGGCACUGCUUCAGCGUCCUUGAAACCAACUUUGAGUUUCUGGAGCAGUCCUGCAUUCUUGACAUGAGUCCAAGUUUGUUUCUGAAGCUGUUGAGAAGCCCUAACCUGGUGGUAAGCUUUGAGCUACUUGCUCUGCUGUUGGCUUUCAAGUGGCUGACGGUGAAAGGAAAGGAAGAGCGUAGACGGUACACGGAGGAGGUCAUUUCACUGAUUCGCUUUCCUCACAUAUCACCGGUGUCAUUCAAGACAAUUAGUGGCAAACUGCUGAGCUGUCCGAAGAUGUAUCCCAGUUUCAAACAUCUCCUUCAAGAGAGGAUCCACAGGGUAUAUGAAUGGAAAUUACUUGCCUCGGAAGAAGAAUUCAGACAACUACCCUAUCACAUGCGGUUUGCCGCUUUCGCAAGAAACUGCGUUGCCAUGCGGUAUUACAUAUCGGAGCCAGAAGAAAAUUACAAAAGGUUAACUCUACUUGAUGAGAAAGUGAGAAGCAGACAAGGCAAGUCCAAUGAAGUGACCAAGACCGGUCUUGGUGUUCCAUCAGUUUGGGUCAUCGGAGUCACAGCCAACAACGUCCACCAAGUUGAAGAAAGUGACUGGCUGGUCGACGGAGUCGCUUUCUAUGACAAAACCUGCGAGCGUUGGGGAAUCCGCUAUCACAUCAAGCCCUCAGCUGAGGCCCAUGCGAGACAUCAGCAUAGGGACUACCGUUUGGUGAUACUGACGAUUCUGCCGGGAAGUAACUGCCGUCGUCCUAAGGUGCACACUUCUGAAGGCAUCGUACCUCCUGUCGGGAGUAGUCAGACAAUAAUGGUGAAGCUUCCACCUCGGCUUAUGGGCCUCAAAGAGAAACCUGCCCAUGUCACAGUCAGAGUCUCCCUCUUCAUCAAAGUCAAACGCAGUCAAAUGCUAAAUGUCAGAUUGUUCACACCCACAGAACUUCUACAGCAGAAGACAUUCACUCAUGGGAUCUUUGGCUGGUGAAGGACAUCAGUUUUCCAGAGAGGCAGACAAAUGCUUGCCUUUGAUGAUCAAUCAGAAUAAAUAUUAGCCC